This is a messenger RNA of Mesocricetus auratus (golden hamster), 746 nucleotides long. RefSeq names its product chromosome unknown C17orf107 homolog (gene CUNH17orf107). The record is from RefSeq and is a predicted model, not a curated record. Lineage: Eukaryota; Metazoa; Chordata; Mammalia; Rodentia; Cricetidae. The coding region runs from base 86 to 730 and encodes 214 amino acids. The transcript has 4 exons.
CAAGUGGAGGAGUUACUUCGCCUUGCUACCCCUCCACGAUGCCAGUAUUGUCCCCGCCCUUCUGCACCUACCAUCUGUUGCAGCCAUGAAGGGGACUCCCAGCAACUUGGACACCCUGCUGUGGGUCUACCACUUCCACAGCUCCACCGAGGUGGCCCUACAGCCUCCGCUUCUAUCUUCCCUGGAACUUGCUGUGGCCGCAGCUCACGAGUAUCUGCUGCAACGGUUCAGAGAACUUGAGUCCCAGGAGCCCCUGGAAUCUGAUAAGCCGCCCGCCCAAAAGCCCACCUUAGGGCUGGUGCUAAAAGAAGCUGCGACCAGCAUCAUGAGCUUUGGCGCCACCUUAUUAGAGAUCUCCGCCCUGUGGCUACAGCAGGAGUUACAGCUACUGGACAGGAGCGACGGCUGCCCGGGCCCAGCUCCGGACACUGGGGAUCCGGGGAGGGCGCUGGCUCGUGUAGCCCUGGCCGCAGGGCAGGGGAUUCGGCAAGCUGGAGCAGCAGCUGGCGCAAGUGUCCGGUAUCUGAUCCAGGGGGCGUGGCUAUGCCUGUGCGGACGUGGUUUGCAUGGGUCCACCUCAUCCCUGCAACAAACCCUACGCCAACUGGGCCUUGGGGUCCCCGGGGAUCCGAGAUACUCGGGAGACCUCAAAGUGGCAUCCAGCAGCAGUGAGGAGAACCGGGGACCAGAUAACCCAACACUGUCCCAGCCCCACCCUGUGUCCAAAUAAAAAGCCCAGAACAGGA